Molecule: messenger RNA, 1254 nt
Organism: Carya illinoinensis
Lineage: Eukaryota; Viridiplantae; Streptophyta; Magnoliopsida; Fagales; Juglandaceae
Product: UPF0481 protein At3g47200-like
Exons: 2
Coding region: 1-1254 (417 amino acids)
Source: RefSeq, a predicted model, not a curated record
AUGGAAGAUGAGGGAGAGGAAUUUGAAAAUAGCAACCAACAAUCAAAUGAUGGGAGUGCUUCAGAUGUAGAUUUCAACCUAACUUUUGACAAUAUUGAUCAUAAAGAAGCAGCUGCUAAUUCUGGCAUUGGUAGAGAAGAGGAUGACAAUCCAAAUCAUGAAGAGAGACAAUCAGGAACAGUUGUUCUUGAGCAUGCUAUCCAAAUCAACGAUAAUGAGAGACAGAAGCUUGUUAUUAUCAGUGGAUCAGGAUGGUCGACAUUGAAGGUUCCUCCACCUAUGUUCAAAGUUGACAAAGAAGCUUACAUCCCCAAGAUUGUCUCCAUUGGUCCAUUUCAUCAUAAUGAACCAAGUCUAAGAGCCAUGCAAACUCAUAAACGGCGAUUUCUGGAUCGCCUAGUUCAAAACCAAAUAGGGCAACUUAUCCAUGAAGAAAGUCUCCAAAAUGCCAUGAGAGAAUUGGAAGAAAAGACCAAAAAAUUCUAUGCAGAUGACUUACAGACUAUAGAACGAGAUGAAUUUGUGCAGAUGAUGCUUCUUGACGGUUGCUUCAUUGUAGAACUCUUGCGUUUCUAUGAGAAGAUUUUUGAACUUACUCCCAGCUUGACGGGGGAGGCAACUCUGAAUACGCUUGCUCUCAAGUUUUUUGAACCCUUGAGACCUAGGAAGGAGAAAUUUGAAGAAGGGACGUUGAACAAGCAUGCGAAUAGUGAGUAUAUACAUCUAUUAGCUUUGUUUCACUCUACCUUAAUUUCAGGGGAUAAAACAUACCCGCAGCAGCCUACAAAGAGUGAAAAGGAAAAAACACAUCUUAGGCUUCCUGGGAAAGGUUGGGUGCAUAAUGCCAAAACACUUAGCUAUGCUGGUAUUAAGUUCCAAGAAAAAUCUGGUGGCAUUCUCGACAUACAGCUUACAGGCAAGACGUUAGAGAUUCCGACUAUGGUCAUCGAUGAUAGCACUAGCCCUGUGUUGAGGAACUUGAUAGCCUAUGAACAAAACAACUACGAUGUAGCUCCAUAUUUUUGCUGUCUUGCAUUGUUCUUGGAUAGCAUAGUGGAUACGGUCCAGGAUGUCAAGAUUCUUUGUGAUGCUGGGAUUAUCAAACAUGCAAUGGGUAGAGAUGAGGAGGUGGCGAAUCUUUUCAACAGACUCACUAAAGAGCUGGUGUUUGAUAUUAAUGAAGAGUAUUGCUACAUGACCAAGGAAAUCAAAAGGAUCAACCAUCAUUGUCGAGUGCACGACAUUAGAGUUUGA